Molecule: messenger RNA, 1491 nt
Organism: Candida albicans SC5314
Lineage: Eukaryota; Fungi; Ascomycota; Pichiomycetes; Serinales; Debaryomycetaceae
Gene: HGT18
Product: Hgt18p
Exons: 1
Coding region: 1-1491 (496 amino acids)
Biological process (GO): monosaccharide transmembrane transport
Cellular component (GO): membrane
Molecular function (GO): hexose transmembrane transporter activity
Source: RefSeq, a predicted model, not a curated record
AUGGCGAUCUCUAUCCCAAGUGGAUUGACACUUAAUUUGAUUUCAAGUGUAUCAGUUAUAUGUUUGGGAUCUUUACAAUUUGGCUAUCAUAUGGCAGAAUUGAAUUCCCCAGAAUUAGUACUAUCCUGUAAACGAUCACAACCUGGCCCUGUCCCAUAUAGAGAUUCUUUUUUUGGACGUAAUGGGUUUAAACAAUGUAUCCCUAUGACACCAGAUCAAAUUGGAUUGGUGACUUCUAUUUUUUCAAUUGGUGGGUUAUUCGGAUCAUUUUAUGUUGGCCAUUUGGCAGACAAAUAUGGUAGAAAGAAGACAAGUUUAUUACAUUGUUUGCUUUAUAUUAUUGGUUCAACAAUUAAUGGUUUGAGUAAUACUUACGCAAGUUUGUUGCUUGGCAGAUUCAUUUGCGGGUUGGGUGCCGGAUCAGCUUUGGUUAUUACUUCUAUCUAUAUUAACGAAGUUUCUCCAAUUGAGACAAAAGGGUUAUUGGGGUCAAUGAACCAAUUCAGUAUCAAUAUCGGGAUCUUGUUCACACAAUUGUUGUCAUUGAAUUGGUCAAAUGAUAAUGAUUGGAGAUGGCUACUUUUCAUGGCCGCAUUCAUUGCUGUUGCUAAUGUUAUUGUUGUAUCAAGCUAUUUGAAUGAGUCGCCUGUUUGGUUGGCCAACCAGGGUGACACUGCCGAAGCCUUUACCAUUUUACAUCGUUUAAGAGGAGGGAGUUAUUCUGUUGCUACUGACGAAGUCAAUAGCUGGAAACUGCAGGGCAGAGGCACAACUCCUGAAAGUGAUAUGUUACUUGAAGAAGGUAAUGGAAACGAACAUAAUUCAGGAACCGGUAGUAGUGGUGCUCCUGGUGGUAACUCGAACAAAAACUUGGUAACAGUAGUAGACUAUGUGACAUUACCUGAGUAUAGAAAUUCUUUGAUUGCAUCCACUGGUAUUUUGGUAUUGCAACAAUUUGACGGGAUCAAUUCGAUUAUUUUCUAUGGUGUAUCAGUUUUGGUUUCUAUUUUCCCCAAUCAUUCCAUUAUUAUCAAUUGCUUGAUAUCGUUAGUGAAUGUUAUUGUUACAUUUAUUUCUGCAACUAUAGUUGACAAGUUGGGCAGAAAGCCUUUAUUGUUGUUAUCAGUCUCAUUUUUAGGAAUUGCAACGGUGUUAAUGGGGUUGGGUAUUAUUUGGACAAGUUCUUUGUUAUCCAUUGCAGGAACAUUUACCUACAUUACCUUCUUUGCAAUUGGUAUGGGACCAAUUCCAUUUCUACUUGUUGGAGAAGUGACUCAACCAAUUGCCAAGGCACUGGCACAAAGUUGGGGGACAAGUAUGAACUGGAUUGCUACAUUUAUUGUUGGCUAUACUUUCCCAGUUUUAAAGGAAUGGUUAGGUGGGUCAGUCUACUUUAUUUUUACUGUAAUGUGUUGUGUCAGUGUAUGGUUUAUCAAGACUAAAGUUCCUGAGACAAAGGGUAAGCAUUCGUACCAGGAAGUCUGGAAUUAA